Messenger RNA from Hyalella azteca, 1549 nucleotides. Its product is annotated as endoribonuclease LACTB2. Lineage: Eukaryota; Metazoa; Arthropoda; Malacostraca; Amphipoda; Hyalellidae. The record is from RefSeq and is a predicted model, not a curated record. Gene Ontology annotation, molecular function: single-stranded RNA binding; RNA endonuclease activity. Gene Ontology annotation, cellular component: mitochondrial matrix. The transcript has 6 exons. The coding region runs from base 49 to 921 and encodes 290 amino acids.
GUUCUACUAAUAAUUUUUCUCUGCUCCUGCAGUUGAUAAAAAUUAGCUAUGCUCUCCAAGAUUCCUGCUGUUGAACGUCUAAGUGCAAGAAUAAUUCGCAUCCUAGGAUGCAACCCCGGGCCUAUGACCUUGCAAGGAACCAACACAUAUUUAGUUGGAACAGGCAAGAGGAGACUCCUUGUUGAUGCUGGAGAACAAGACAACAAGGCCUACAUCUCAUCACUAAUCAAUGUACUGAAGGAACAGGAGGCGGAAAUCAGUGAUGUCAUCAUCACUCACUGGCAUCAGGAUCAUCUAGGAGGCUUGUGUGAUGUUCUUAAUGCUACAAACAAGUCUGCUUUGGUUCAUCAAUUCCCAUAUCCUGAUACAGCUCCCUAUGACCCUCUUCCUGACUGGGUUAAUUUGAAGGCCUUAAAUCACCUUGAUCAAGUAUCAGUACCUGGGGCUACUCUAAGAGUUCACUAUACUCCAGGACACACCCCAGACCACGUAUGCCUGGAGGUGGUGGGUGGAGAAGAUGAUGGAGCCUUGUUUACUGGCGACUGUGUACUGGGUGAGAGCACUGCAGUCUUUGAAGACCUUUACGACUACAUGAACUCUCUGAAGAUUCUGCUGAGCGUGUCUAAAGGAACUCUGUACCCUGGACACGGUGAAGUUAUCACUAACGGCGCUGAGAGAGUCCAGCAAUACAUAGACCACAGAAAUGCCAGGGAGCAGCAGAUCUUUGAGACUCUUCUUGCGAUGCCGAACAGCACGAGCACAGCAUCGGAGCUCGUUAAAAUAGUCUACAAGGAUACACCGUCUCGGUUGCACAUGGCUGCAGAGUGCAACUUGAGGCUACAUCUUGGGAAGCUUGUAAAGGAUGGAAGAGUCAGAUGUAUAGACGACACAUUUUCUGUCGUGGCGUCUAACAAGCUUUAAGUCAUCUCUGCUUCUGGGUUCCGAUAUUUUCAGGCUUAUCCUAGCUCUAGUAAAAGUCUUCAAAGCUCUGUUUGUUUCUAGUAUUGAAAUUUCUUCAUCUGUACCAUUAACGCUGACUUUUAAUUGCAAAAAUGAUAUAUUAUUAUUACUUUCGAUAUAUCUUCACUGAAAGUUUCAAUGAUUUGGCCCCUAUUAGUAUAUUUUUAGUGCUAAAUCUUGAAUUUAAAAAAAAAAUGGCAUUUAAAAACGGUAAUGGCAAAAAGGUAAAUUUUCAUGCUAUUCUGGUAGAUUUUUUUACGUUACGGAAGACUUGCCGUUAUGAUAUAAAAUGAAUUUUUGCCUGUGCUUAAUGUGUCGCAUUUGUGUUGAAAACUUUGUACUAUAUGACCUCAAUUAGUGUUGUGCAUUAUCUGUCGUCGAAUAAUUGUUAAUAUUGCCAAAUUAUUUAAAUCUACUUAAUCAAUUUAGCAGAUUUAAUAUAUUUUUAGACUGGAAACAGAACAGUGAUGCCCAAAAUUCUUUUUUGGUAUCUUUUUUGUUUAUGUACCUACAUACCUAUAUAUAUCUUUAGCCUUUUGUUGACUAUGUUGUUGCGCAAAGACUAUAUUUCAUAUUUUGGAAGUUUUGA